Suillus paluster is the source of this 1183-nucleotide messenger RNA. RefSeq lists its product as uncharacterized. The record is from RefSeq and is a predicted model, not a curated record. NCBI's taxonomy places the organism in Eukaryota, Fungi, Basidiomycota, Agaricomycetes, Boletales, Suillaceae. The transcript has 5 exons. The coding region runs from base 60 to 1061 and encodes 333 amino acids.
CGACAGUGACGGUGAGGGCAGCAGGCGACAGCCAUGAUUCGAACAAGUUUGUCGAUCGCAUGGACGAGACUGAGAACGGGUCUGAUUAUGGCGCGGACAACACUGCCAAUGAUCAUGAUGAAGUGGCCAAAGCUUCUUCAACACCAGUUGUCGGCACCAAGCGCCAACUGGAGGACUCGGAGGUCCUCAAUACUGACCCGAAGUUCAAGAAAGGUCCAAAUGGAACACGCCAACGGUUAAAGGCUAGCGAUUUCGACGACAUCACUAAGGAUUUGCUCACUACUGCCACAUCUAUCUACCGCUGUCUAGUUGUGACUCGCGCACCUUUUCCAGAGACACUGAUCGUUGAGACGAAGUUAGCAAAGGAUGCCUGGCGUGAGGCGUCUAACAUGGCAGAGCUUACCAUCCAACUUACCCCUUCUCUCGUCAAAAUGAUGACGAGGCGCACAUCACAUGUGCGCGGGGAGCUUAAAACAAAGAUGCGCGUACUGACGGCCUCGUUCUUUGGGUUCCGUGCAAGCAGAUCUAUACUCGCCAUCAAGGCAAACCGUGACCUGGCCGAGUCUCUCAAGGAAGGAUCACGUUUUGUUUUCAAGGACUGGGAAAUGAAACGUGGCAUAUACAAGACCGAAUUAAUCCAGUCGGCGGUCAACGAUAUGUGGUUUACAAACCGAAGCGACGAGGGUAUAGUAUAUGCUAAAUACUUUGAUCCUUUACCCGUUCAAACCAUUGCACUUAUACUCACAGCGAUUGAAUGCUGCAUCGAUGAGUGGAUGACUGGUGUAAAGGAGGACAUCAAAUUUUCGUCGGUGGCUUACUCCCCGGUCUACCUUAUCCAUCUCAAAUCCCUGCGGCGGUUCGAGGAGCGGACUGCUGCUUACAAACUGCUCGGUAAAAUUGGUGUCAAUCUUCUCGACAUCGCUCGGAUGCACGCUGGUGUGGAUCCACUUAUGGCAGCAGUGACUAUUGAUAGCUUUACCGAUGAUGUUUUCGAUGAUGCGAUUCGAGAGUACGAAGACGAGGCUCGAGAAGCACAAGAAGGGGGUGGUGACUCGGAUUGAGGCGGCUUUCGAGAGUACGAAGACGAGGCUCGAGAAGCACAAAGGGGGUGGUGAUUGAGGCGGCUGUAUCUCGAGGAUUGUAUGCAUGCUCACGCACUAUAGCACCUUAAUUGAUUCGAUUU